AUGGCCGAGGUUGACAUCAACGGCCUGCUCCAGCUCAUGGUGGAGCCCGGCCUUGCGCCUCUUGUGGCCUCGGAGCUCCGGAACUGUAAGGAUCUGGAGCAGUUCGAGUUGGAGCGCUUGGCAGGGCUCAAUCGCGGAUGGUCAGUGGCGACCUUCGAGAUUGAGGGUCAUCCACCACAGCGCCUGCUCUUCCAAGGCUCUGCCCAGGCAUUCGCUGAAAUGCUUGGGCAUCCCAACAACGCGCCUGGCUUCAAGCUGAAGGCACGUGUUGACGAGGACCCUGACACGGGCGACCGUCGAUAUACCACGCCCGAAACAGGAACGUGGUGGAAUGCCGCUCAGUGUUUGACCGUGUGUCCGUUGCCGCUUUGUCGUGCACUGCAGGAACACUUCGGAUGUUCCGAAGUUGUGGGGGGGAUCAUCCUGUAUUCGGAUGUGACGCACAUGAGCAACAACGGCCGGAAGAAGGCGUGGCCGCUCAUGAUGACGCUCGCCAAUAUCGCCCAGGCCAAGCGUUGGGGGAAAGCCGGGCACACACUUCUUGCCCUCCUUCCUAUCCCUCCGUCUGCAAUGUCUGCCGUGGAGAAGUUUAUGCUCUUCCAGAGAUGCGUCAUCACCGUGCUGCAGCCGCUUCUUGAUGGCAUGGCAAGCGGGUUCCGUCUCAAGGACCCUUUUGGUGAUAGGCAAACCGUGCGGCCCCUGCUGUACGCCUGGGUGUGUGACUACCCUGAGAGCGGCAAGAUCAGUUGCACACUCUCGCAUGGGUCGCGGAUGCCGUGCAGCAUCUGCUAUGCUGCAAAGCAUCUGGGGGCUGUCAAGGCACGGAACACGCCACGCACGCCUGAACAGCAGCAAUGGAUCGUCAACGAGGCGGUUGGGACGACAAAUAGCCAGGACAACCCGUGCAAGACCUACUCUACCUACCCUGUUGAGUGCGUGCUCUGGAAGUGGGAUGUCCCAGGGACCGUGUGGGGCAAUCCCUACCUCGUUAUCAUGCCUGACAUCAUGCACCAGGCGGACCUGGGCAUCAUGAGCCACAUUGUGGCUGUCGUGCGCAAGAUGAAGAAGCGGCGUGUGAAGCAGAUGGACAGGUCAGUGUUUUGGUCUGUGGAUUCGUUGCUCUUUGUCACAUUUACACAAAGUACAAGUGCUGAGCUCUCCCUGAGAUGGUUCUGCCCUUGCGUUGAACUGAUGUAUAUGGGCAGGCGCCUGUCGCUCAUUCGCGAUUGCACGCGCCUGCCGGAGAGCGCCUACUUUGAGACCGGAGCCUGCGUUGCGGCCUAUGAGCACAGGGUCGUCAUGCAGGUAUGA
Closterium sp. Yama58-4 is the source of this 1311-nucleotide messenger RNA. NCBI's taxonomy places the organism in Eukaryota, Viridiplantae, Streptophyta, Zygnematophyceae, Desmidiales, Closteriaceae. The record is from the annotation of a GenBank genome assembly.